Diprion similis is the source of this 2753-nucleotide messenger RNA. RefSeq names its product mitochondrial intermediate peptidase. Lineage: Eukaryota; Metazoa; Arthropoda; Insecta; Hymenoptera; Diprionidae. The coding region runs from base 175 to 2271 and encodes 698 amino acids. Gene Ontology annotation, molecular function: metalloendopeptidase activity. Gene Ontology annotation, cellular component: mitochondrion. The record is from RefSeq and is a predicted model, not a curated record. The transcript has 11 exons. Gene Ontology annotation, biological process: peptide metabolic process.
UAACCCUUUUAACCUGUAAGAAAUGUGAACUGCACUACAACGAAAGUUCCUAAAUGUUACUCAACUAAUUGAUAAAUAUUAUAUCCAAGUCUCGAAUAUGUAAUAGUAAAUACAUAAUUAAAUAUUUACAUGCUUCACGAUUAGAAAUGUAAAUAGCAGACAUAAGUUGAGAAAAUGCUGUCGUUGAUUCGAAACAAUGUUGUUACUGGAUUGGGAAGAACAUAUCGAGAUGUUAGCACAUGGUCCUCGUUGGCGACAGCAUUCAACACAAAAUCGGUUGAUGUGAUUGGUUCUUUAGUGUCGCGAAAAGAAACGGGUCUUUUUGGGAUUCCCGAACUCGACGAUGCCGAAGGGUUCGAUCUACUCAAAAGAAAAGCAAUGGCUCGAACGGACGAACUAAUUGAAGAAGCUACGAGCCAAACAAGAAGUCGAAAAAUCGUUGAAAUUUUCGACGAACUUUCUGACUCACUCUGCAAGGUCGCAGACUUGGCAGAAUUUGUCAGAAUCGCUCAUCCCGAUAGAAAAUUUUCGGAUGCAGCUGAAGAUGCUUGUAUCGCGAUAAGUGGCGUCGUCGAAAAAUUGAACACCCAUAAGGAAUUGUACAACUCGUUGCUACAUGUGGUAAAAAAUGGAGACGUCGUGAAAACUACAGAAGUAGACGACCAUGUUGCCAAACUGUUUGCCUUUGAUUUCGAGCAAUGCGGUAUACACCUAAUCGAAGAACAACGGCAAAAAGUUGUACAUUUGAAUGAUCGAAUUCUGCAAACUGGUCAGCGUUUUAUGGCGGGCACAGUACACCCUAGAGCAGUAAAAAAGGAUGUUCUUCCACCUGAAAUAAGGCAAUACUUCACUGCUGAAGGCGGUCAAAUAUUGGUCCAAGGACUUUACACAGAUUCGUCCAAUGCCACUGCCAGAGAAGCUGCAUACAAGAUAUUCCUAUACCCAGAUUCUCAACAGGAACAUCUCCUCAGGGACUUGUUAAACGAUCGACAUGAUCUGGCUGAAAUAUGUGGAUUUCCUUCCUAUGCUCAUAGAGCCGUCCGGGGUAGCACAGUUGAGAAGCCCGAAGUAGUUUAUGAAUUUUUAAACAUUCUGAGCGACCAGCUCAAGCACAGAGCGCACAAUGAUUUUCAAAUAAUGCAGCAAAUGAAAAAUGCUGAGUCUGGAACAAAUCAGGAUUUAAUGGCAUGGGACACAGCAUAUUUUAUAGCAAAGGCAAAAAAGGCAUGGCUAAACACAUCUAGUGCAGAAUUUGCACCUUACUUCUCACUUGGAACGUGUAUGGAGGGUCUGAAUACGUUAACGCAAGCUUUGUACGGUGUUAAAUUGGAGCCAGAGCCAAUCAUUAAAGGUGAAGUCUGGGCCAGCGACGUCCGCAAGUUGGCUGUGGUAGACGAUGUCCAAGGGACGUUAGGAUAUAUUUAUUGUGACUUUUAUGAAAGAGCGGGGAAACCCAAUCAGGAUUGUCACUUCACCAUCAGAGGCGGAAAGCAGUUACCUGAUGGCAGCUACCAGAAUCCAAUAGUUGUGCUAAUGUUGUCACUACCAUCGCCACGAUGGUCAUCGCCAAGUCUGUUAAGUCCGUCGUCGGUCGAUAACUUGUUUCAUGAAAUGGGACACGCGUUGCAUUCAAUGCUGGGCAGAACCCAGUAUCAACACGUCACAGGAACGAGAUGCAGCACAGAUUUUGCAGAGGUGCCAAGCGUCCUAAUGGAGUAUUUUGCAAGCGACCCGAGGGUGGUUUCGACGUUUGCAAAACACUUUCAAACCCAGGAGCCAAUCCCCAAUGAUAUGCUGCACAGACUGUGUGCGUCGAAGCACUUGUUUCCUGCUUCCGAGUUGCAGAAUCAAGUAUUUUAUAGUAUGUUGGAUCAAGUGUAUCACAGCCGUCGUUUAGAGCAGCCCAGCACAGAAAUACUGGCCGAUUUACAAGACAGAUAUUAUGGUUUGCCAUACGUCAAGAAUACUGCUUGGCAGCUGCGAUUUUCUCACCUCGUAGGAUACGGUGCAAAAUACUAUUCGUACCUAAUAUCUCGUGCCAUAGCUUCGUGGAUAUGGCAGACUUACUUCGAAGCUGACCCGUUCAGCCGACUUUCAGGGGAAAGAUAUCGACGAGAAUGUCUUGCUCACGGAGGAGGAAAAUCUCCAUCGAUAUUAGUUUCAGAUUUCCUUUCCAAAGAAGCAAACGCCCAAAAUUUUGCUAAGUCAUUGAUCAACGAGAUCGACGCCAAAAAUGAUCACAUGCAUGAAGUAAGAAACAUCACUUCUUAGACCCGUUACGUAGCAUCGAUUCUCCUACAAUUACUAUUAGAAAGAAUGUGGUUUUCUUAAGUUUUUCUGUAGUUUAGAUUCCGAUUAGACGUUAUCAAUUUGUUCGUAACUGUACAGUAAAUAUAUGCAUUAAAAUUGACUGCAUCAGUCCGCUCGCACAAUGCAUAUUCAAGCGAGUCUGUAACACAGUGGCUAAUCGUAAGACCAUGUCUUUGAUUUGUUGCGCACCGUGAUCAAAUCCGACUAGUUUUGCUUUCUCAUUAUCUUCUGUUAACGCGGAAGUAAAAGAGAUCAAUAAAAAAUAAGUAUAAAUAACAAAUCUUAUUGAAAAUAGAUUUUAUUACCACAAAUCUUGUAUACUCUUAUGUAAUUGACAGUAAUUGGAAAUAAAAAAUACAUAAAUUCUAGUAUUUCAAUUUUUGCUUUGAUUUUUACUUUUCUACGCCGAGAGAACCAGUGCAUUCAUCAGGGUGAUAUCUAUC